This is a messenger RNA of Eruca vesicaria subsp. sativa (arugula), 369 nucleotides long. The record is from the annotation of a GenBank genome assembly. Lineage: Eukaryota; Viridiplantae; Streptophyta; Magnoliopsida; Brassicales; Brassicaceae.
AUGGGGAAAAGAAUAGCUUCCUUCAAGAACUUGGCCAAGAAAGUGAAGAGCUUCAACACAAGAGAAAGCGGCUCCGAGUAUGUUAUGCUCGGUGAGGGGGACGACACUUCUCCGACGAAGACGUCUACGGGAACGUUUGCGGUGUACGUAGGGGAAGAGCGCGUGAAGCAGGUAGUGCCGACGAGCUAUUUGAAGCAUCCUCUAUUCAGGAUGCUCCUUGACAAGUCACGUGACGAGUUUCACUGUACCGACCAGAAGGUUAUGUUGGUCGUCCCUUGUAGCCUCUCUGCGUUCCAAGAUGUCCUUAACGCCAUCGAGUCUUGUAAUGGAAACUUCGAUUUCGGCGACUUUGUUGAGGAGUUUCUUUGA